AUUAAAACGGCGUUUAGUUGUCUGGUGGUUGCCGUCGCAAACAGUUCGAAAAAUAUGGAAGUUCCGGCGACUAUCUUGGGGCUCUGGAUCGCCAUGUGCCUCGCCACAAAUCCACUGGAGGUCGAGGGGGCCAGAUUUAGGAUUCCCAGCUUGCCGGGGAAUUUAAAAUCGUGGAAUUGCCAGGCCGACAACAUUGGAACCCAGUUAAACUUGACAGCCCUAUCCGGGAAUUGGUACGAAGCUGCCCGGGUACCCAACGUCGCGGUUAUGGAGUGCCUUAAUGUCUCGGUCCCCAACGAAAUCGUAAAUAAUAAAUUAACCUUGGGCUUGAACUAUAUCGAUACGACUAACGGAGGCAGAUCAUUCACAAACGAAUCAGUUGACUUUUCUUGGAACAACUCCACCCAACAUGGAAUCUUUGAACUGGACUUCGAAAAGGUGUCUGUAACUUACAAGCUGGUGUUCACGGACAACGCCGACGUCGCUUUCAUCUGUGGCUAUGGAAGCAUAUCGCCCAUUCCCCUAUUUAAGCUUCUAACCCGGGAGCGGGAGAUCAGCGAGGAGAAAAUUGAAAUCGUGAAGAACAUAGCCAAGAUCUAUGGAGUGGACUCGAUGAUUUCAUGGCAAGAUCAGUCGCCUGGUAGAUGCAAUGGGUCCUGGGGUCUAACUCCCCUGAGAAAUAUAUUUUUUGUCAUCGGAUUUGUUUGGGCGGCAAUGAAUUUGUAACUAAAUUUCUAUAAUUUAAGUUUCCUAAAAUGCUAAUCAGUGUUUGUUGUUAUCACUUAUUCCCAGCUCUAUUUUAUUUUCUGCCUUUUGAACAAGUACGAUAUACAAUAUUAUAAUAAACAAACAACUAAGUCUGUUUUA
This is a messenger RNA of Drosophila bipectinata, 867 nucleotides long. RefSeq lists its product as uncharacterized. The record is from RefSeq and is a predicted model, not a curated record. Lineage: Eukaryota; Metazoa; Arthropoda; Insecta; Diptera; Drosophilidae.